Bufo bufo (common toad) is the source of this 1605-nucleotide messenger RNA. RefSeq names its product F-box and WD repeat domain containing 4 (gene FBXW4). Gene Ontology annotation, biological process: SCF-dependent proteasomal ubiquitin-dependent protein catabolic process. Gene Ontology annotation, molecular function: protein binding. The transcript has 9 exons. NCBI's taxonomy places the organism in Eukaryota, Metazoa, Chordata, Amphibia, Anura, Bufonidae. The coding region runs from base 292 to 1461 and encodes 389 amino acids. The record is from RefSeq and is a predicted model, not a curated record. Gene Ontology annotation, cellular component: SCF ubiquitin ligase complex.
CUGAGGCCUGUGCCCACAUAGCAACCAAUCAGAUCCCUUCUUUCAUUAUCCUAACCGCACUGGUACCAUGAAAGCCGGGAUCUGAUUGGUUGUAGCGCCUCACCGUCCGCUCGGGAGACUCUUCCCUGUGUGUACGCCGCUCGGAGUAGUUCCUGUCCGUCACGUGACACGGUCAGACACCGACAUGGCUACCAGUCCCAGCUACUUGUGAGCCCGACUACCAACCAUGGGAGAGAAGUCUGUGCAAAGCCCCAAGCCCCUCCAGACCCCGAGCACCAGGCCUCCCCUGACAUGGGACCCCAUCUCCUGCAGCUGCCCGAGGAGAUCCUCCUGCUCGUCCUCUCCUACCUGGACGGCAGGUCUCUGGCCCGGCUGGGGCAGGUGUGCAGGAGGCUCUGCCACUUCACCUGCAGGGACGCGGUGUGGCGGAGGAUAGCCCGGCGCUGCCUGAACUCCGGCUUCGUGCUGCAGGGCGCAGACGUGGCUUCUGGAAUUCCUGUGAAGGAAAGAGUACGGGUUUCUCAAAACUGGAAAAAUGGACGUUGUCGGCGGGAUAUCCUACUCAAGUGGAAACGCAAUUUGAUGCCCUGGUUACAAGUAGAUGGGGACGUGUUAUAUUGUACUCAGGCUGAAGAAAUCCGAGCAUACCAGCUGCGUGCUGAUGGCGGUGGACUUCACAAAAGACCCUUUGCUGUGUUCUUGGGUCAUCAGGAAGAUGUCUGUCGCUUUGUUAUCACCGAUUCCCACAUAAUCAGUGGAGGAGGGGAUGGAAAGAUCGCCCUUCACAAUCUUCACAGCGCUGCCAGCAUCCAGUUCACUGCACACGAGCAGGAUGUGAACUGCGUGGAUUGUCAUGGAGGAAUUAUAGUCAGCGGCUCCAGGGACAGGACUGCCAGGGUAUGGUCUCUUUCGUCCACCACAGACGGGCGAUGGCUGCACACCAUUCAAACAGAAGACAGAGUCUGGUCGGUUGCCAUAAACCCUCUUUUAAGCUCCUUCGUUACUGGGACGGCCUGCUGCCACCAUACAUCACCGCUCAGGAUUUGGGACCUUCAAAGUGGCCAGCUGAUGAACUGCCUUGGGACAGAAUUUAAAAGAGGUGCUGGAGUUUUGGAUGUCUGCUAUGAAACCCCAACCAUUUUGUUGUCAUGUGGCUAUGAUACAUACAUACGAUGCUGGGACUUAAGGACAAGCUUCAGGAGAUGCGUCAGCGAAUGGGAAGAACCCCAUGACAGCGCACUGUACUGCAUACAAAGUGAUGGGAACAAUAUGAUAGCCAGUGGAUCUUCAUACUAUGGCGUUGUUAGACUGUGGGACAAAAGAAUGAAUCAAUGUUUACAGUCCUUCUCCUUGUCAUCUCCCACCAGCAGCCCAGUGUACAGCCUUCGCUUCACUACAUCUCACCUCUAUGCAGCCCUGGCUACGUCGCUGCAUCGCUUGGACUUCACCGUCUCCAGCUAGCAGUUACCAGCCUUGUCGUACACAGAACACUGCAAAGAACUUUUUAUUUAGCCUAGAUACCAUCCCUAAAGGAUGACCGUCCAGAAAAAAUGAUAUAUAUUUCCAUGAUCAUUAUAGCCCAAAUUAAAAUGGUCUUUAGGUAGA